This is a messenger RNA of Contarinia nasturtii (swede midge), 660 nucleotides long. It is a transcript of the gene PIG-P, whose product is annotated as phosphatidylinositol N-acetylglucosaminyltransferase subunit P. The coding region runs from base 28 to 639 and encodes 203 amino acids. The record is from RefSeq and is a predicted model, not a curated record. NCBI's taxonomy places the organism in Eukaryota, Metazoa, Arthropoda, Insecta, Diptera, Cecidomyiidae. The transcript has a single exon.
ACUUAAGGAAAAUACAAAAAAAAAACCAUGGCCGAACCAACACCGUCACCCACACCAUAUCGUGCUGUCUAUGGAUUCGCUUGCUUUUUAUUCUUCAAAACUCUAUUCUUUUUAUACGUAUGCUGGACUUUUAUACCCGAACACAUUCUUCACAAUGUACUUGGAUUGACGUAUUUGCCGGAUAAAUAUUUCGCCCUAUUUCUGCCAGUACUUGUUUUGUGCGCGCUCACCAUUUUCGCAUUUCUCAUUUACCCAUCAAUGAACUUGUCGAUGCAAGACGAUGUGAAUGAUUUACAUACGCUGCGCGACAAACACACAAUUGUUCGUUGCCAACGUAUAAAUCAAACAACCGGCAUUCAAUGCAAAAACAAAGUCGACGCAAAGCCAGCCGAUGCAUCAAACAACUUUAAUCCAUGGCUCUUUGAAAAAUAUUGCAACGACCAUAUGGAUCAUCUUCUUGAUAGCAUUCCAACGGAUGAAGAGAACGAAACUGAAUUUUGUGAUUGUGUAAACGAGUCCAAGUGCUGGCUGCACAAUCAUCCAAAUCACUUGAAAGUCUUGCAAAAACGAACUACCGUACCAAAUAUCUGCGAUCUUGAUGUUAGCGACGUUUGUAAACGAUUAUUUUUGGAAGAAUAAAAACCACGCUCUUGAAUUAUA